This is a messenger RNA of Triticum turgidum subsp. durum (durum wheat), 555 nucleotides long. The record is from the annotation of a GenBank genome assembly. NCBI's taxonomy places the organism in Eukaryota, Viridiplantae, Streptophyta, Magnoliopsida, Poales, Poaceae.
AUGGUGAUGUGGGUGUUCGGCUACGGCUCCCUGGUGUGGAACCCCGGGUUCGCCUACGACGCCCGCCUCGUCGGCUUCGUCAGGGACUACCGCCGCGUCUUCUACCAGGGGAGCACGGACCACAGGGGCACGCCGGAGUUCCCCGGGAGGACCGUCACGCUGGAACACCAGCCCGGGUCCACAUGCUGGGGAGUUGCUUACAAAAUUUCAAGGGAGCAAGAUAAGCAGACAGCCCUGGAGUACCUGGAAGUAAGAGAGAAGCAAUAUGAUGAGAAGGUUUACCUUGACUUGUAUACAGACUCUUCCCUCAAAAUACCAGCAGUCCAAGAUAUGAUGGUAUAUUUAGCCACCACAAAUAAGGAGGCCAACCAAAACUAUCUUGGUCCUGCUCCGCUGGAAGAAAUGGCCAAGCAAAUCUACCUAGCCAAAGGCCCAACUGGACCUAAUACAGAGUAUCUGUUCAAACUUGAGGACGCAUUAAACAAAAUAGGUGUUGUGGAUCAGCAUGUUCAGGAUUUGGCGAAUGCUGUGCGCACUUAUGCAGACACCGUGUAA